CGAGAAUGUCUGCCGGCAGUCGCGACACGACACGACACCUGACAAGACAGCCUGACACCAGCCUGCCGGUGCUUGUCCUUGCCCAUCACGCGCUGGCCAAUUUGGCGGGGCGGAUCAAAGCACACACUGGAAGCUCAUUCAAUGCCGACUUGGAACCCAUCGCCUCUAGUCGCCUCUGGGGGAAAAAGUAAACAAACACAAGCACAAGCGCGGCCCAGCCACCUUGGUUCGGUCCAUUGACCAACCUUGUGCAGUGGAAAGCAUCCUUCCUGCUCGACGACACGACAAGUCCUGCCCGACGAGUCCUGCCCGACGAGUCCUGCCCGACAAGUCUCCAGACCUUUCUGCCCAUGCCGCCCACACAACCAGCCCCAUACGCGUCAAUCUCACCACGGCCGUCAGGAUGGCGCCCACCCCACAGAGCCGCUUCCUGGAGGGCUCCAUGAACGACCGUGCCAGCAAUGCCCCGCCACCCGAUUUCCUCGGCCUCGAUGCCGAUGCCACCGCCGAGUAUGAGCGCCAGUUUGCCCUGGACUGGCAGCCUCCGGACCUGGGCCUCCGCCACCAGGGCACCCGCAACAGCUUCAUGAGCGUCAACUCGGCCCUGUCCUCGGCCACCACCACCCGCAGGCAGAAUGGCCCCUCCUUUUUCGCACCGUUAUGGGGCGGGGUCAAGGAGAGGCUGAGCCUGAAUCGAUCCAAGUCAUCCAACAACGUUCACGACCGUGAUGGGGACAGCACUGGCCACGGCCACUUCAUACCACCCACCUUCAAGCAUCAGAGGUCCGAAAGCGUCAAUGUUGCCAGGCCUCCGCGCCAUGCCGACCCAGACUCGCCCACUGCCAGCGGCGACGGCACAAGGCUGAAGAAGUUUCCUAGCGCCGCCGCCAUUCCUGGAGUCAGCAUGCCUCUGCCCAGCCCGCCCGCCUUCGAUCCCACCAAGCGACCAACUCCCGACGAGAUUGCUGCAAACUACCAGAGUCUCUUAGCGAGUGGCUUCUUCGGCAACCGUACCAUCCAGUCCACGAGGUUCGCACGGCCUGGUCAGGUGCAGAAUCCCUCGGGCAUGCCCACUGGCGACUCUUUCACGCCGCCUGACGCCGAGGGCGACCAACCAGAACACCACCAGGCCGCAUCCGCACUCCCUCCGCCCGAACGACAACCUCCGCCGCCGCCGCCAAACCGGGCAGCGCCACCACCUCCUCCUGUCGAGUCAAUGGACUCCUCGACAACGCCUUCCUUGUCUGCAAGUGUACUGUCGAGCCCGCCCGUCAUGUUCCAGGCCGGCCCCAGGGACCAGCAGCAAGCAUCGCGGGAUAUGCCCCCACCUCCAUCGCCGCCGAAGCAGCGGAGGCCGGGCCAUAAGCCCUCCCUAUCUUUCUCGUCAGUGCCGUACGACUCCAUACGUGCCGCCAACGAGCCUUCCGUGUCUCGUCCCUUCCGGCCCCCGCCAGUGUCACUUGCUAGGUUCUCGUUAGACUCUGGACGCAGGAGCUUUGACUUCCGGCGGGGCAACGACUCCAGUCGUGGCAUCAAGCGGCCUUUCACGGCCACAAACGACUCCGAAAUGUCACUCGACAGGCCGUCUUACGACAUCAUCAACGGUGACGGGAGUGGGUCCAUGGUCACUGCCUCGGACGACGGCGGUCACGAGAGCGGCGCGCGCAAGCUGGUCAAGAAGUUGCGCAAGUCUGCCAGUCGGAUUUCAAUGGACCUCGGUAAGACCAUCUCGCGGCCAGCCUCGUCGAAUUUCGACGCAGUCGACGGCGACGUUGAGAUUACAGACUCAUCGUCCUCGCUUCCACGCAAAUCUAUGUCAUCAUCAAUCCGCCGAUCUUUCAGCUGGCGUCUAGGACGAUCAGCCCCGGACAACAAGGAUGACGACAGGCACGGAGAUUUCACCGCAAAUGGAGACAACACGGACAACGCCGUCGAAGCGCCCGCCGCGCCGUCUUUCCAAAACGAACGCUUCAUACCACCGUCCCUGUCGGUGAUCAUGGACGCCCCCGAGAGCCCAGAGCGGAACAAGCUCAAGAAGAAGGACAUCCGCGGCCGCCGCCUGCGUCGGCAGGAAGCCAGCAACAGGUCAUUCCCCACACCGCCUCACAAUCAGGGCCUAUCGUCCUUCCUCUUGCCGCCAGGCGAUGGCGACGUGGCCAUGACGAUGGAUUGGCAGAGCACGCGGCACUCGGACAGGAGCAAGAGCCGGAGCCGGAGCAGACCCAGGCGGUCGGAGCUAUCGGUGAUGAUGAUGCAGUCGCAAUCCCAACCGCAGCACCAAGUUCAGCCACAACAAUCGCAGUCGCGCCCCGGUACCGCACACAGCACCGAGAGCUCGUUCAGCUUCACUACGAGCAGCGCGGCCGCCUCGUUCGAGCCUCGCCGCAGCGCCGAGGUGGCGGGCGCAGAUGAUAGGAUGGACGUCGAGCCCGUCGAGUUCGUCAUCCCGUCCUUCCACUUCCCGAAUCGCGUCCGCCCGGGGAACCCGCUCACGGUCAUCCCAGACGCCAACCGGGGCAUCCCCAGCGUGCCCAACAUCCCCGGCGAGUUCAGAGACGUUAAGAUCGUCGCCAGGGAGAGGGUUGAGAAUGUGGAUGAUGACAUUGACGUUGACGCUGACGCUGGCGGCGGCGGCGGCGGUCCUAGUGGUGGGACCCAGGCGGGUGCGUGGCACAGCCCGCAGGCGGUAUCGUGAAGACGUCGGGCGGGAACCUGGAAACGGCGGCCUGAAUGCCUAACCCUAUGCGUAACUUCUCGUUUGGCGCACCCGUCGUUGGGAAGCUCCGGGCUGGAAUUUGCGGUGCUUGGAUAGAUCUUCUGGUUUUGAUGCCGCGUCCUUCUGCAGUGUUUUCCGCAGGCCCGGUGGCGGAGAGGAGGGGCCCAUUCCCUUCUCCGCCGGUAUGGAGACAGAAAUACCCUGAACGCAUGUCUGGCUUUGUGCGACUCGGUUUGGAUCCGAGGUGUUUGACGGCAUGAGAGGAGUUGACCAGGAACGAGGCUAGAGAAGGCUGACUGGCCGACUAUUUCGGGCCUGUCGUCUUCAGAAAGAGGCCUGGGAUGGCCCCGGGCUUCUCUUUCUUUUCCUCCUUGCUUCUUCUCUUUGACGAAUGUAGACGACUAUGAUGAUGUAUAGAUAUAUGACUUUGCCAAUAGAAACAUAUCAAACCA
Diaporthe batatas is the source of this 3168-nucleotide messenger RNA. RefSeq lists its product as uncharacterized. The record is from RefSeq and is a predicted model, not a curated record. NCBI's taxonomy places the organism in Eukaryota, Fungi, Ascomycota, Sordariomycetes, Diaporthales, Diaporthaceae. The transcript has a single exon. The coding region runs from base 404 to 2695 and encodes 763 amino acids.